Gadus chalcogrammus (walleye pollock) is the source of this 5499-nucleotide messenger RNA. RefSeq lists its product as uncharacterized. The transcript has a single exon. Lineage: Eukaryota; Metazoa; Chordata; Actinopteri; Gadiformes; Gadidae. Bases 4360 to 5106 code for a protein of 248 amino acids. The record is from RefSeq and is a predicted model, not a curated record.
CGUGGGCAACGCACUCACCGGGGUUGCUGCAACAAACUAGAGUUCUGAGUUGUACCGCACCGACGUGCGCAACGAACUCACGAGUGCUUGAGUUGUUCCCACCGACGUGAGCAACGCACUCACCGGGGUUACUGCAGUCAAACCAUGAGUAUUAGAUAACGUGCCACCGACGUGGUCAUACUCACGAGUGCCCGAGUUGUUACCACCGACGUGGUCAACGCACUCACCGGGGUUGCCGCUGCAACCUUGAGUUUUAUUUUCCUAUGUACGCCACUGACGUGACAGCGAACUCAAGAGUGUUUUCUAGAUGAUCCACCGACGUGGUCACACUCGCCGGGGUUGCUGCAGGUUAACCUGAGUUAUGAAACCGAAUUUUGCUUCAUGAAUUUAGUACCCGAUAACCACCACCGCCGGUAGUUGCAAAUAGUGUUGCUUUUGGCAAUGAAAAUUAUGACUAAGAGUCGUCAUCAACAAACCUUUAUCGCGUGAGAAAAACGAGACUGGACGCAACGUGGAUGCUGGGCAUGUGACAAUAGCAGUGAUUAAAUGCAUAGUACAAUAUAGUUGGCGAAUAAAACAAGACUAAAAAGUGUUUUACGAAAAUAAGACCGCUAAAAUGUCUCUUCAUUUUCGUUGACCUAAACUAGGCGAUAAAGACUUAUAACGUUAUUUUGUUCGACUGGAACUUCAACUGUUCCAGACAUAACAUAAAUUUUCAACCAUUUACCUUAUUUAACAAAACUACGCACUUGUAACUUCGAUAAUAUCUAAAUGGAAUUACGAUAACACUGGAAAGAGUAUGAAUGUAACUAAAACUAAUAAAAACUAAAAUGACAGCUUGACACAAGACUAGACCAACACUAGAAAGGAAACAGGCCACCAAAAACAGCUAUGGUUGCAAACGUGUGAAACCUGUCUUAACCGACGUUAGAGAGCAUCGUGUGCGCGUGAAGAUAGAACCUUGAAUUCUACCGGAUGUAGGACGUCGAGUUCUGUGUUGUACCGCACAGACGUGUGCAACGAACUCACGACUAGUGCCUGAGUUGUGCCCCAGUUGUGCGUUGACGUGGUCAACGCACUCACCGGGGUUACUGCAGUCAACCAUGAGUAAUAGAUAACGUGCCGCCGACGUGGUCAUAGUCACGAGUGCCCGAGUUGUUACCGCUGCGCUUUGGUCAACGCACUCACCGGGGUCGCCGCUGCGAACCUUGAGUUUUAUUUUUUCCAUGAUAUGCCACCAACGUGACACCGAACUCAAAGGGUGUUUUCUAGAUAAUCCACCGACGUGGUCGAACUUGCCGGGGUUGCUGCAGGUUAACCUUGAGUUAUAUAGCCGAUUUUGCUUUAUGAGUUUAGUACCUGAUAACCACCACCACCAGUAGUUGCAAAUAGUGUUGCUUUUGACACCGAAAAUUAUGACUAAAUGUCGUCAUCAACAAACCUUUAUCGCGUGAGGAAAACAAUGCUGGUCAUAUGACAAUACUAUAAUUAAAUGCGUAGUGCAAUGUUGUUGGCGAAUACGAACGAGACUGAGUGUUUUUACAAAAUAAGACUGCUAAAAUGUCUUCAUUUCCGUUGACCUAAACUAGGCGAUAAACUGUAAUAACGUUUUGUCCAAACGGAACUUCAACUGUUUAAGACAUAACAUCAAUUUUCGACCGUUUACCUUAUUUAAUAAAUCUACGCACUUGUAUCUUUGAUGAUACCUAAACGGAAUUUCAAUAUGUUGCAUAUUCUUGAAAAAAAUUGUCCAAUCCCGGGAUGCUUUUAACUGACUUCAUUUAUUAUAAAGUCGGCGUGUUUCGGUAUGGUAACUGAAGCUUAACGGAGGGAAUUGUAUCUAACGCGUGAGAGAGGAAAAUACCGUGAUCUACUUCAAGCCCCCGGGCAUAAUAGGCCCGGGGUGGCUCUCUGCCGUCUACCUAUUGAUCUCUGGCCUUUCGAGUUCGAAACCACCCGCUAGAGAGGACGUCAAGUGGGCGUGGCCUAGUGGGCGUGGCCGGGGUGACUUAAAGGCUUCGGCUCCUUCUGUGGUGGAGCAGCCUUCAAUAAGGUUUUGCUCCCCUUGUGGCUAUGUGAGGGAAAUGCAGCUUCUUAAAAUACUUAUCACAUAUCACAAGAAAGAGUAUGAACGUGUCUAAACUAAUAAAAACAAAAGUGACACCUUGACACAAAGACUAAGACUAGAAUGGAAACAGGCCGCCAAAAACAGCUGUAGUAGCAAACGUGAUAAACCUGCCUUAACCGACGUUAGAGCAUCGUGUGCGCUUGAAGGAAGAACCAUGAAUUCGACCGGAUGUAGGAUUCGUAAGCUGUGGAAGACCGCCUUCCCAGCCGUUUGAUAGACACGACCGGCAACCCUUGUUCAGCUUUUUAGAUGAAAAAUGCCUUGCAGAGAAGGUGACAUCAGCGAAAGUUAGGCCCCGUGUAGGGGAAAAAGUCUGAGUAGGAGACGUGUACGCAUUUGCGCAUAAACCCAAGAACGCAUAAACCCGAGAACGCAUAAACCCGUAAAACGCAUGAACCCGUAGAACGCAUGAACCCGUAGAACACAUGAACCCGUAGAACACAUGAACCCGCAGAACACAUGAACCCGCAGAACACAUGAACCCGUAGAACGCUGUGAGAAACACUGACUCGAGUAAUAUGUUAAAAUAAGGAUGAAAACUCCCAGAAAGAGCACACUAAUCUAUUCAAAAUAUCGAGUGAGUUGGAGUGGCCAACACACAUAAAUAAUUGUAAUACACCAAAAUUGUUAACUGACAUACAUGGCUAAACAAGCAAAUGAAAAAUUAAAUACCCCGUGUAGGGGAAAAAGUCUGAGUAAGAGACGUGUACGCAUGAACGCAUGAACCCGGGAACGCAUGAACCCGUAGAACUGUGAGAAAACACCGUCUCGAGUAAUAUGUUAAAAUAAGGAUGAAAUCUCCCAGCUCUGAGAGAGCACACUAAUCUUUUUGAGAUAUAGAGUGAGUUGGAGUGGCCUACACGCGUAAAUAAUUGUAAUAAGCCUACACCAACAUUGUUAACUGUCAUACGUAGCUAAACGAGCAAAUGAAAAAUUAAAUACCAACGCGACUGAAACUAUUAACAAUAAGACUAUAAAUAAUAAUAUAAAAUGAUACCAUAAUGUACCCGUUCUUUGUCUUUGGAUCUUUUGAAUAAAUUGAACGAUAUGUGAAUCGCAUUGCGAGCAGAGGAACGUGAGAGUUAGUGAGCAGCAGCUGAACCAAUCUAAAAGGCCCUUCGUCAAUAAAAACCUUUUAAUAAAUAAUCAGUUACCACAGUGCCUAAAACCCAUCAACUUCAUUCAUGUUAAAGUGAAGGGAAAAACCUCAGACACAAGGAGUUAACCGAACAGUGCACGGUAUAAAGAUAAUUAUGAACCUUUGAUUGCGAACGUAGAGUUCUGUGUUGUACCACACCGACGUGUGCAACGAACUCUACGAAUUCAACCGGAUGUAAAAUCCGUAUGCUGUGGAAGACCACCAUCCCAGCCGUUUUGACGCUGCUUUAUUAUCGCAAAACAUAGUUAUACGUUAACGCCGCCAUGCUUUGCCCCACAGAACGCUAGCUGCUACGAUAGCGUAAAGCUCGAACAGCGCAGACGACUCUGACCCGAGGGCGAACGUACCAGCUUCGACUGGCCAUCCCUCAGCAAACCAUUGCCCUUGGAAUAAACCCCCUAACCCAACCGAGGGAGCCGCAACCUGAAGCUGGACUGUAGAGCUGUGAGAGAAAAUACGCUGCGGGGGCUAACGCGGGGACUGCAGUAGCCAUGGUAGCAGGGCACGUGCCAGGUGCGUAGCCUGUGAAGGCGGAGGAAGCCGAGCCUGAUGGUUGCUGGAGUAGAAAAGGCGCCGUGGCGACCGACGACAGCGGGUUGGGGGCCUGGACCCGUCCGGGAGUUCCGCAUGGCGUUUCGACGGCGUCCAUCCUGGCGCCAAUGCUUUGCACCAACUCGGCGAGGGUUUGUAGAACCAGGCGGAUGUCCGUGUUGGGAACUUGUUGGUGGUGUUGUUGAGGAUACCGGGGACCGAAAAAAACGGCUUUCUGCGCUCGCUUGCCGGGACCAGAAGUAGUAGGCCGACCAGCACGAAUCCGAAGUUAUAACCUCUUGGUGUGUAUUAACCGACGUAGCAACUAAGCGACGAGAUAAUCAGAAGCACAGUAAAGCAGCAGUAUGCGUCGAACGAAGACCUGAGCAGCAAAGACAUAUGUUAGACUACUCUUUAUAGAGCAGGUGUAGGCAGGUGAUUGGUAGCUGGUGAUUGGUGAUUGGCGGCCAGCCGCGCGUGAUUUGAGUCCUCCUGGUAGAACUACCAGCAAGCUUACAUUUUUGUGCGCCAGUCAUCAACAAUGCCAGCUCAAGAUGAAGUUUUGUUAACACUCAUGAAGCUCAGACAUAACUUUGCUGUAGCUGAUUUAGCGAGGCGCUUUAAAAGAUCAGCCGGUCAGGUCAGUAAAACAAUUACGCAUUGGGUUGAUAUCCUUGCUGAGCACACCAGGGACCUCAUUCCAUGGCUGCCCAGUGACACUAUAAAAGCAACUAUGCCAAAGGUUUUUCUGCCACAUUUCUCUGAUUUAACUUGCAUCAUUGACUGCACAGAGAGUGUUCUGCAAAAAGCCAAAAACUUGGACUCGCGCUCAGAGUCUUACAGCCAUUACUAUGCAAGUAACACUGUUAAGUACCUUGUUGCCAUUGCUCCAUCAGGGAUGCUGAUGUUUAUUUCAGAGGCUUUUGGUGGGAAGUGUAGUGACAGGUAUAUUACACAGAACUCAGGGUUUCUUGAUUUUUUACGUCCUGGUGAUGUGGUGAUGGGGGACCGUGGGUUCACAAUUAGAGAUCUUGUUGAGGAGAGGAGGGUAAGGCUAGUCAUACCUGCGUUUACACGCAAACGCAGCCAGCUAACCAAUGAGCAAGUGACUCAGAUGAGACGGAUAGCAAAUGUACGCAUUCAUGUGGAACGGGCUAUAAGGCGUCUCAAAGUGUUCAAGAUCCUGUCACAAACCGUGCCAAUAAGCUUAGUUCCUAAAAUGGAUAAAAUACUUCAGAUUUGUGCAGCUCUCAUAAAUCUGAGAGGAGAGCUUAUCUCCAGCAAUUAAUAUCUUACAUAUUAUUAAACAACAUCUUGUAUAUUUAUGAAUUACAUUUAUUUAUUCCUAUUUUUUUUAUUUAUUUUUUUAUGCAUACACAUUUAUUUAUAGAGAGAAACAUACAUACAUAGAUGCAUAUAUAUAUAUUGUACAGAGAUAGAUGCAGAGAGAUACACACACAGAUUCAUACAUAUUAUUAAGAUGGAUACAGAGAACAGUGUAGAUACUUUAUAAAUUUAGAAAAAAUAGACAGGAUAAUUCUAGAGAUAAUUACAUAUAUACAAAGAUGAAAAAGGUCACUUCUGAAUCACAUUCAUCACAUUGUUGAAAUGGGGUUAAUGUCAUAUUCUUUUUUUCUUUUUACAAUAGAACACAAAAAAUGUAUUUGUACAUAUAUUAUAU